Molecule: messenger RNA, 1434 nt
Organism: Chlamydomonas reinhardtii
Lineage: Eukaryota; Viridiplantae; Chlorophyta; Chlorophyceae; Chlamydomonadales; Chlamydomonadaceae
Exons: 3
Coding region: 121-540 (139 amino acids)
Source: RefSeq, a predicted model, not a curated record
CCUUACAUUACUAGAUGAUCGAGAGAGUCUCCUGACGAAGGUUAUAAUAUCAGUAACUUUCUAAGCUUCAAAGCUAAUAAUUAUCAAGCACGCAGCUUUGCGCCGCGUAUAUUUAAGAAAAUGUCUAUCCUUGGUCCUGCCGACCGGCGCCCAGAGUUGGCGCUGACAGGAACAACAAUUUCACACCUAAAGACCUGGCGCACGGAGUACCUUGAUGAAUAUUCUGACAUCAAGCUGGCAGCGGGCGUGCCAGAGCAACGUAUGGAGAUGGCGGGCAUCACAGCGCACAUUGGCACCAUCACUGGCCGCCACACGCACAUGCACAAGGAGACGACGCGCCUGCCCACUGGGCACCCGCCGAGCUCUACUUACCGUGCGCAAGAUGCUGUUCCCAUCGGCACCAUGACGCGAGGAACAGGAACAAUAACGAAGCUGGGCGACUCCUGCCUCUAUGACAAGGAGCAGACCUGGGCGCAUUGGCGCGUGGCGGUGGAUGGCAAGCCGGCAGACACUCGCCGCAAGUACCGCGGCGUAAGCUAGCCGGUCAGUAGUGCGGUGUCACGGUGUGUGCUGCAGACUGACGAAAUGGUGCAAGCAGAUUCGGAUGGGGCUUAUGGGGCGCGCUUGGACAGGACUCUGAUGUGUAGGUGGAAGGCACGCGAACCAUGGCCAUGGUGUAUGACGUGCGUGCGGUUGUCCGCAACGUGCAUGUGCACAGCUUGCUUGAUGCAAGUUCUGGCGCAUAUCUGCGCUUUGGCAGCGUGGCGUGGACACAUGGUGGAUGGCUGAGCACCGUAAUGUGGACGUGGACGUGGCGAUGGACUCCGGUGCUCAGAUGUGCGUAAACUGCAUUAGGUAGGAUUAGGCAGGGCAAGUAUGCCGUAGAGGUGGGUUCUAGCUUUCGCAGUUUUCGCAAUUUGUUGUACAUUUCUUUGGGAUUGGCGGUGAUUGAUGCUAAUGGAUGCAAGAGCUUGCUGACCCCUCAUGAACAACGAGGUUGCACAAGCUACAUGCUGAUAUUCAUCUGGAUACUCCGACGGCACAACCCGGCCAAAUCCGAGCUUGGGUGCAAGCGGUUUUAGUCCUUGGGGGUUCGACCUCCGCAAUAAGGAGUGUCAGGGCAGGGGUGUGGCAGGAUGAUGGAGAAGCUGCUGAUGAGGCAAAUGAGCAGACUGCAAGGAAGUGGAUAGGAGUCUUUGAAAACGAAGGCGCUGUGGUUGCAGCAGCGUGGCACGUGCUUUGCAUCAUUACAUGAUAGAGAGUGCGGAUUUGGCAUAUGCCCGUCCCAUUUUGUCCGUGAUGCGCACGUGUAUGGGGGGGUUGGAUUGAGCUCGGGGGUUCUGAAGUUACUGAGUUUACGGAGGCGGGGUUGGACUGGGCGGGCAUGAUUGCGCAGGUGGCGAAAGUUCAAUGUUGUGCAAGGGUGCCGCAGCU